This is a messenger RNA of Cucumis sativus (cucumber), 1437 nucleotides long. RefSeq names its product transcription factor AS1. The record is from RefSeq and is a predicted model, not a curated record. The transcript has 2 exons. Bases 589 to 1221 code for a protein of 210 amino acids. NCBI's taxonomy places the organism in Eukaryota, Viridiplantae, Streptophyta, Magnoliopsida, Cucurbitales, Cucurbitaceae.
CUUUCUUCUUUUUUUUUUUUCCUCUGUGCAGCAGUUUCUGAUUCUCAGCUGUUUCGCUCUGUCUCAAUCGUCCCUUCUGGCUUUAUACAUAUAUAUGUAACAGUGACUAAACGAAAGCCUAAUGCUGCGUGCUGUGGCCUCUGCCCCUUGCCCCCAGUGGAACACCCACUCUUUCCUCUUUCUAUCUCUCUCUCUCUCUCUCUCUCUCUCUUCAUUAUAUUUACCUCUUUAGCCUUUUCAAAUUCCAUCCUUCCCUUCCUCCUUCCAUUCUCUCUCCUUUUCUAGCUUCUUAAACGAAUUGGGUUUCCUUUUCUCUCUUUGUUUCUACACAUUUUGAUUCUCUUUUGGCUGUGGAUGCUCGUACUUACCACUCCCAGUAUACUAUAAAGAAGAAGGCUCUGGGAAGCUAAUAAAUGAAGCACAUAUGAACUAUUGGUUUGUCCUUGAAGGCUUGAAUUUAGCAGUGAGUGGAUGGAACAAUGCUUAAAAAUUGUGGGAGAAUAUAGUAGUAGAAAGAAGAAAUUUUACUUUGAACUUACUUGUAAGGCUAUACAAUAAAUAAUAAUAAUAAUUAAAACAACUUACUUCAUGGCCACUUCCAAUGGGGGAUUUCUUCAAACUGAUUCAUCCACUUCACCACCAUCUCUUCCUCCUUGGCUUUCCAACUCCAACGGUGGCUCUUCGCUCCGACCGCCUUCCCCAUCAGUCACCUUAACAUUAUCUUCCCCCACAGUUCCAGCCUACACUCCCAUCCCCUGGUUGCAACAGCCAGACAGAAUGCCAGAAAACAUGCCUCUUGUAUUAGGCAAUUUAGCACCUCAAAUGUCAAUGCCAUCAUGUGGUGGUAGCCUCUUUGCUUCUGAGCUCGUCGAGUGCUGCCGAGAGCUCGACGAAGGCCACCGUGCUUGGGCAGCACACAAGAAGGAAACAGCAUGGAGGUUAAGAAGACAAGAGUUGCAAUUGGAGUCGGAGAAGGCGUCUCGGAUUCGACUGAAGAUGGAAGAGGUUGAAGGGAAAGUAAAAGCUCUUAGAGAAGAAGAGAAGAUUGCUUUGGAAAGGAUUGAAGCUGAGUAUAAGGAACAAUUGGCAGGGUUUAGAAAAGAUGCUGAGGCUAAAGAACAAAAGUUGGCUGAGCAAUGGGCUGCUAAGCAUAUGAGCCUUACUAAGUUUCUUGAGCAUAUGGGAUGCAGGACUAGAAUUGCUGAGUCAAGUGGGAGGUGAGAAAACCACUUGCCACAGUUUCAAGUUUUGUGAUUGCCUCUAUGAAUUUCUUCAUGGGAAAUUCUCUUUCCUUUUCAAUCUCUCUUUUCUUUAUAUUUUUACUUCCAUUUUGUAUCCAUUGACAUCUGAAAUUAUGCAUCAAUGUCAUCCUAUAUUUGCUUUGUAAUUGAUACUCUUGCAAGCAAAAUGUCAAGUAUUUAUUUUGAUUCUGCUUAA